Messenger RNA from Paramecium sonneborni, 595 nucleotides. The record is from the annotation of a GenBank genome assembly. NCBI's taxonomy places the organism in Eukaryota, Ciliophora, Oligohymenophorea, Peniculida, Parameciidae.
AUGGAAAAAAUGUAUAAUCUAAAUAAUUGUUAUUUGAAUCUGAAAAAAAACAGACAAGCUAAGUCAUAAGUAAAACAUUCAGAUGAUGAUCACAGAUUUGGUAUAAAGCAAAGGCAUGAAACAUUAUCAGAUUGGAUGUCAAAAAAAACAAUCGAAUCAGAUAGAUUACCAAAACCAAGAGCAAAAUCUUAAUAUUGUACUCUCUCCAAAAUACAAAAACAACCUUUGACAUCUUUUUAUGAUUCAUAUAAGUAAGCAUUUCUUAAAUUCAAGCUGAAAGUAUUUAUAUUUUUUUCAUUAUAAGCCUAGAAUACUAAAUUCAAAUUAACCAUCAUAAUUUACUUCAAAUGCGUUUGGCAAAAUUACCGAUUCAUCUUAUAUUUCAAAAUCUAUUGAUUAUGCUGAUCUGUAAACUAAAUCAAGCAAAUCAAAUAAAAAGAGACCAAUAAUUUUAAGAAAUAAUCAAUAAUUUCAAACAAUCAUUGAAAGAAUGAAACAAGUUUUAGAAUUUAAGAAAAAAAAAGAAAAAAAACUGCUCCAAUAGAUUGCAAUUCUAUAAUCAGAAAUAAUUACUUUAAAGUAGUAGCAAUAUUGA